Molecule: messenger RNA, 684 nt
Organism: Erigeron canadensis
Lineage: Eukaryota; Viridiplantae; Streptophyta; Magnoliopsida; Asterales; Asteraceae
Exons: 2
Coding region: 1-684 (227 amino acids)
Source: RefSeq, a predicted model, not a curated record
AUGGAUUCCGAUGAUUCAUCUGGAUCUUCAUCAGGAUCUUCUAACAGUCACGACGAUUACGAAGAUCGUGUCCAAAAUGAGAUUCUUCGAGCUGCCGAACUACUUAGACGGCGGAUUGCUGACCAACCUGCCCCAAUCAUUAACCGAAGGGUACCAGUUGACCACAAUCGUAUUGAAGCACAUGUGCGUUUAAUGCAUGACUACUUUGAUGAUCAACCGCGAUACAACGCGAGACUUUUCAGAAAAAGGUUUCGUAAGACAAAAAAUUUAUUUCUACGGAUAGUUAUUGAUUUGGAGGCUAGGUACCCAUAUUUUCAGAUGAGAUAUGACAAGGCUGGGAGAAGAGGGUUGGCCGGGGUACAAAAGUGUACAUAUGCAAUUCGUCACUUGGCAUGCGGCGUGAAUAGUGAUUUCCUUGACAAUAUGAUUGGUAGUAUUUAUUGUAUGCAUUGGCCAUGGGAGAUGUGUCCGGUGGCCUGGCGAUGUACUUACACGAGCGGUCAUGUGGGUAGACCGCCAUUGAUACUGCAGGCUGUAGCAUCCAACGAUCUAUGGAUUUGGAAUGCUUAUUUUGGACAGCAAGGUUCGCACAUUGAUAUCAAUGUGUUUGAAGCAUCGUCGAUUCUUGAGGAAAUUAUUAACGGCUUGGCACCUAGUGGUAAAAGUUUAAUUGCAAAUGUUUAA